CUUCCGCCACCGGUGCCGCCGCAGCAUGGCUGCCGUUCCCCCCGACUCCUGGCAGCCGCCCACCGUUUCCAUGGAGACCACAAUGAGCCUGCUGGUGCUGGAGCUGCACUGACAACACAGCCAUUGGCUUUGGUCUGAAGCUGGGGAUGAUGGGCCCACUCAUGCUGGAGCUGUACUGGCAACAUGCCCCCCGCACCUGCAAGAACUUUGCUGAGCUGAGCCGUCGUGGGUACUACAAUGGCACCAAGUUCCACCGCAUCAUCAAGGACUUCAUGGUUCAGGGAGGGGAUCCCACGGGUACCGGCCGUGGUGGUGCCUCCAUCUACGGGAAACAGUUUGAGGACGAGCUGCACCCUGACCUGAAGUUCACUGGUGCUGGGAUCCUGGCAAUGGCCAAUGCAGGGCCGGACACCAAUGGAAGCCAAUUUUUCCUGACACUGGGCCCGGCACAGUGGCUGGAUGGGAAGCACAGCAUUUUCGGGAGGGUGUGCCAGGGAAUGGGGGUGCUGGGGCGCCUAGCCAUGGUGGAGACCAACUCCCAGGACCGACCCCUUGAUGAUGUCAAGGUCAUCAAGGCAUAUCCCUCGGGGUAGGGGUGCGGGGUGGCCUCCCUCCAAAUUGUACUGCUCAUUUAUAAUAAAAGAGGUUGGAUGUGG
Molecule: messenger RNA, 656 nt
Organism: Hirundo rustica (Barn swallow)
Lineage: Eukaryota; Metazoa; Chordata; Aves; Passeriformes; Hirundinidae
Gene: PPIL1
Product: peptidylprolyl isomerase like 1
Exons: 5
Coding region: 147-593 (148 amino acids)
Biological process (GO): protein peptidyl-prolyl isomerization; protein folding
Cellular component (GO): catalytic step 2 spliceosome
Molecular function (GO): peptidyl-prolyl cis-trans isomerase activity
Source: RefSeq, a predicted model, not a curated record